AUGAUCCUGCCGGUGCCGGUGCUUUGCAUAACUACCUACCUACUUACGCUUUCAGUUCAGCUCGGUGCGGACUCGAAUCUGUGGAUGCUUCUUGUUUUUAUUUGCUCAUCAUUGGGGCGGAUGUGCUCAGCGCUCAUGCUCAUGCUCAUGCUCAUGUUAUUCAACUGA
Heterobasidion irregulare TC 32-1 is the source of this 168-nucleotide messenger RNA. RefSeq lists its product as uncharacterized. The transcript has a single exon. The record is from RefSeq and is a predicted model, not a curated record. Bases 1 to 168 code for a protein of 55 amino acids. Lineage: Eukaryota; Fungi; Basidiomycota; Agaricomycetes; Russulales; Bondarzewiaceae.